Penicillium hordei is the source of this 663-nucleotide messenger RNA. RefSeq lists its product as uncharacterized. The record is from RefSeq and is a predicted model, not a curated record. The transcript has 5 exons. Gene Ontology annotation, cellular component: mitochondrial inner membrane. NCBI's taxonomy places the organism in Eukaryota, Fungi, Ascomycota, Eurotiomycetes, Eurotiales, Aspergillaceae. Gene Ontology annotation, biological process: mitochondrial respiratory chain complex III assembly; protein insertion into mitochondrial inner membrane from matrix. Gene Ontology annotation, molecular function: ATP hydrolysis activity; ATP binding. The coding region runs from base 1 to 663 and encodes 220 amino acids.
AUGGACAAGCAAGUACAGGAUGACCUUUUGGGGGAUGUGAAGGACUUUCUGGAUGAGGAUACCCAAAAGUGCGUGGGUACCUUUUAUAUGGACCUCCUGGAACCGGAAAAUCCAGCUUCAGCCUGGAUUUCUGACAGCAAGCUGAUGAAGCUAUUUUCUGAGCUUCCGCCGCACUACAUCAUUCUCCUAGAGGACGUGGACGCCGCUGGGAUGGGGCAGAACAACUCAACAUCUGCAAUCACCCUAUCCGGUCUUCUGAAUGUUCUUGAUGGUAUAUCGUCUCAAGAAGGUCGGGUGCUUGUUAUGACGACCAAUCAUAUCGAACAUCUGGACGAAGCACUCAUUCGGCCUGGCCGCGCAGACAAGAAAGUCUUGCUGAUAAGAAGAUUUCCACUCAACUUUUUCAACACGGUCUUCAAGCAGACGGCAGACCACAAGGAAUCAAAGCAUAAAUUCGGUGAUGAGACGAUUGAGAGACUUGCCAACGACUUUGCUUCCAAGAUGCCAGAUCAAGUUUUCAGUCCAGCUGAAGUUUUGUCGUUCCUAUUGGAGCAGAAGAACUCGCCUUUUAGCGCUGUGACUAGUGUUGAAAACUGGGUAGCGAAGACAAAGGCCGGGAGCCAACUGAAGAGAGAGGGCUCCUGGGUACAAGAAGGACAUUAA